AUUUCUUCCUUUGAGACCAAGAACGGAUUGCAGCUUUCUUUAACCCUUCUCUAUUUCAUGCACCAGAAAAACAUAUAUAUGCGUUGAAAGAUGACAAAACUCUAUGGAAGAAAGCCAUGGUUGAAGGGAAAUAUGAUCGAUUGAGGACUCAAUUGUGGAUGGAAGGCAAAAUUCUGCAAAAAUCAAAGGGAUUUGGGGAAAAUUAAAGGUGUUGUGAUUUCAAACUUGUCCCAUUUUGUAGAAUUCAUAACUUAAAUUCACAUAGAAGCGUCCAAUUGUGGUAGUUAUUAAUUUGGUUGUAGGGUUAAAGGUUGCAGUAGAGUGGUCAUGGAUUGGCUCAGUGCUUCUGCACGUCCUAUGAUAGUUUCUUAUCUUGAUCAUACAAUGGUUGAUUAUCAUGAUGUUGAGAAUGUAUCCCUAUUCUGCAUGCUUUAUAUAUCAUGCCCAUGUGAAAAUAAAAAGUCCUUGGAUCCAUCUGCUGUAACUGUCCGUCCUAGUGGUGUUGAGAAACCUCUACAUGAACGCAUACAUGAAUUGAAAGGGUGGUAUGGAGACAAGCAGGGAAAAAGGUUUCGGGUUUGGGUGGAUUGUGUAUUAUCUACACAGACUGGUUCAAGCACAUGGCUGGUGAAUUUUCAUAAAGUGGGUGCAGUGUGGUGAUGUGCGGUGCUGUUGUGCUAACUUUUUGAAAUGAUUUGCUUAGAUGAUUGACUUGUGGACUUCAAGAGGGUGAUGGUUCACAUGGGUUCACCCGGAUACGUGUACAACAGGCGUGGCUAUAAGGAUAAAAAAUAAAAGAUCAUUCAGCCU
Messenger RNA from Rubroshorea leprosula, 810 nucleotides. The record is from the annotation of a GenBank genome assembly. NCBI's taxonomy places the organism in Eukaryota, Viridiplantae, Streptophyta, Magnoliopsida, Malvales, Dipterocarpaceae.